Paramecium pentaurelia is the source of this 237-nucleotide messenger RNA. The record is from the annotation of a GenBank genome assembly. NCBI's taxonomy places the organism in Eukaryota, Ciliophora, Oligohymenophorea, Peniculida, Parameciidae.
AUGAGUUCUUUCAAUAUCCUAAACAAUAAAUUUAUGCAAUCAGCAAUGGAGAGAAAAUCACAAAGAUCUAUUUAACUCAGUUAAAAAAAUCUUGAUGGAUCUACUAAAUUAAUUUCUUAUGAAAUAUGGGAUAGGAAUGAUGGUUUAGAUUCUCCAAUGACUCCUUCAAUCAUACUUCCACAUACUUAUUAGCCUAAAUUUAUAAAUUCAGUAAGAAAUCAAAUUAAAAGACCUUGA